AUGAUAGAGAUCAAAAAAAUUAUUAAGUCAACCUCUGUAGAUACUACAAAUAAGACAACUUAGAAUAAAAUCAAUAAUUCAACUAAGUCAAAUAAUAAUUAAGAAGUACAAAAGGAUUUCUAAAAAUUACAAGCUAUUCUUGAAUCAAAACCUAAAAUUGAAAAAACCUCAAAAUCCAAUACUCUUAUUAAGAGUUAGUAACAAAACCUUAUUGAAUUAAAAACAAAAGAGCAUAAUGGAAAUAAACAAAAUAAUAAUGUGAUAACCUAGAAACAUGAUGAAUUGAAAAAGUAAACUAAAGAGCUUGUAGUUAAACAAAAAGAUAAUGAAAAACACAAAUAAAAAUAAGAGAUAACUAAAUUUGAAAAUAUUAAGAAACAAAUUAAACCUAAUUCUCAAUAAUUACCUAAAUAGAAAGAAGAGAAGGAAUCUUCUUAUUAACCAUUAAAAAUACAUAAGCCUGUGAUUAAAGAAAAGGUUAUUUCGAAAGAUGAUGAUGAAUUAAAUGAGGAUAGAAAUUAGAUCAUAAUCUAAAAAAAAAAUCAAUAACAUACAGAAAAAUAAAAUUAGACAUAGAAACCUAAUAUAGAUGUAUUAAAAUAAGGAUUGCCUUAAAUUUCAGGAUCAUAGAAUUAGUAAACAGACAAAUAAUUACCGAAGAAAGUUCUUGGUGAUCAAAAGUUAAUGUAAUUAUUAUUAAAUGCAUCUAAAACUAAUACUAAGAAGAAGAGUAAAAAUAAAGAUAAGAAAGAUUAAGGAAAUUUAAAGGAUUCUAAGAAUUAAAAUCAAUAAAUAAAUUAAUCUGUUAAAAAGGAUAAAAUCAAAGAAUUAUAGAAUUAAAAAACUAAACCUUUUUCAAUUAAACCAUAAAUCAAAGAUUUAAGUAUUUUAAAAAAUAAAAAACAAAAGAAUUAAGUUAACGAUGAUUAUGACUUAAAUGAUUCUUUUAUUAAUGAUUCAGAAAGUGUAGAUGUAGAAAUAGAUCCUAAUGAAAUAGUUAGUGAAUUAAAAAAAUUACAAAGGUAUUUUUUGAGUUUAAGAGUGUAGAAAAAAAGAAGGAAGAAAGUAAUAUGAUUUUGAUGAUGAUAUUGAAGAGGCAGGUUUCGAUAUUAUGUAGAAAGAAGAAAAGAAAUCUAGAGUCUUAGGAAUAAUAGAUGAUUAUAAAGAAGAAAAGUAUAUAAAGAAGGAGAUAAAAAAAGAAAAGAAAUAAAAGAAAAAGUUAUUGGAAAUGAAAACUAAAUAAGAUAAAUAAUAAGACUGA
Paramecium primaurelia is the source of this 1261-nucleotide messenger RNA. NCBI's taxonomy places the organism in Eukaryota, Ciliophora, Oligohymenophorea, Peniculida, Parameciidae. The record is from the annotation of a GenBank genome assembly.